CCUCCGCCCGCCUCCCGCCCGCCCCCGGCCCACGCUCCCUCCGGGUUCCGGGUUAAGAUGGCGUCCCCGGUGACCAUUGCGGCGCAGGCCGGGAAACUUCUGCGAGAGCGAGCGCUGCGGCCGAGGCUUCUGGCGGCCGGGUCCCAGGCAGUUCACUUAACCUCUAGAAGAUGGCUGAACCUUCAGGAAUACCAGAGCAAGAAGCUCAUGUCAGAGCAUGGGGUGCGAGUUCAACGGUUCUUUGUAGCAGACACUGCGAAGGAGGCCCUGGAGGCUGCUAAGAGGCUAAAUGCAAAAGAAAUUGUUUUAAAAGCCCAGAUCUUAGCUGGAGGAAGAGGAAAAGGUGUCUUCAAUAGUGGUUUGAAAGGAGGUGUUCAUUUAACAAAAGACCCUAAUGUGGUGGGAAAGCUGGCUCAGCAGAUGAUUGGGUAUAAUCUAGCAACAAAACAAACCCCAAAAGAAGGUGUGAAAGUUAAGAAGGUGAUGGUUGCUGAAGCCCUGGAUAUUUCCAGAGAAACCUACUUUGCCAUUCUGAUGGACCGGUCCCACAAUGGUCCUGUGCUAGUGGGCAGUCCCCAGGGGGGCGUUGACAUCGAAGAGGUUGCGGCUUCCAACCCAGAACUCAUCUUUAAGGAGCAGAUUGACAUUUUUGAAGGCAUAAAGGACAGCCAGGCCCAGCGGAUGGCAGAAAAUCUGGGCUUCCUCGGGCCUUUGAAAAACCAGGCUGCAGAUCAAAUUAAGAAGCUGUAUAAUCUCUUCCUGAAAAUUGAUGCUACUCAGGUGGAAGUGAAUCCUUUCGGUGAAACUCCAGAAGGACAAGUUGUCUGUUUUGAUGCCAAGAUAAACUUUGAUGACAAUGCUGAAUUCCGACAAAAGGACAUAUUUGCUAUGGACGACAAAUCAGAGAAUGAGCCUAUUGAAAAUGAAGCUGCCAGAUAUGAUCUGAAGUACAUAGGACUGGAUGGGAACAUUGCCUGCUUUGUGAAUGGUGCAGGACUUGCCAUGGCUACUUGUGACAUCAUUUUCCUCAAUGGAGGGAAGCCAGCCAAUUUCUUGGAUCUCGGAGGUGGUGUAAAGGAAGCUCAAGUGUAUCAAGCCUUCAAGCUGCUCACGUCUGAUCCUAAGGUGGAAGCCAUCCUCGUCAAUAUUUUUGGUGGGAUCGUCAACUGUGCCAUCAUUGCCAAUGGAAUCACCAAAGCCUGCCGGGAACUGGAGCUCAAGGUACCCCUGGUGGUCCGGCUUGAAGGAACCAAUGUCCAGGAAGCUCAGAACAUCCUCAAAAGCAGUGGACUCCCCAUCACUUCAGCCGUGGACCUGGAGGAUGCAGCCAAGAAAGCUGUGGCCAGUGUGGCCAAGAAGUGACACCUUCCUGCUGGCUCCCAUGCAGAGGGAUGCUACUCACAUCACUGUGAAACAAUGGUUAUCUCACUGGGAAGGACACACACACAAAUCACUAUCUGAAAAAAUCUUAACGUCUGAAUUUUCUCAAAUAAGCUGUCUAGAGUGCUAAAUCUGAUUUUACACAUGUAGACUUUGUAAGCUUCAUGACUUUCUUAUGCCUGUCCAAUAGACAGGGUUUGCCAACUCUGGUGUACAAUCACAAUGGCCAGAUAAUGUGCCUAUGUAUAGUAUUUGAAGCCACAUCUGGGAUCAUUUACACGAAGUUUGUAGACAUCUAAUCUUUCAUAACAGAAAAAUUAUAGGAUGCAUACACAACCUCAGACAGGAUUAUAUUUAGCAUAUUAACUUCCCAAAGGAUACAGCUAAGGCAUUUGAGCAAAUAGUUUUUAUGACUACAGCAAUUUUUCCAAGUUUCUGAUUCCAACAUAUUUAGAAAAAAAACCAUAAAUGUUCACAAAUGUAUUUUACAAUGGAAGCUCCACAUUAAUGUGUACACAUUACAUGCAAUCUACCCUGUGCCUAUAUGUUGAAAAUACUGUUUACCUCAUACUAAAAUUCAACCCAGAAGCCUUAUUUAUGAGUUUAAAUAGAAGCUUCCAUGUUCACGUCAUAAUUGGUGAAUGAUAGUUUUUAUGAAAACCUGUAUAAGCCAUUUCGUCAGGAGGUAGCACAGAAGAGCAGACUGUUGACUCAGUGUUCUCUUUCUUGUCCCCCUCUACCCAGGGUCUACUUGCUGUGGCAGAAAGAUGCGAAAAUGGAGUUAAAGAGAAUGUGGCCUUUCACAUAAUGUCCAUUUUUGUAAUGGAAAAUUUUUGAAUUUGAUUCUUGUUUAAUUUUGGUAAAUUUUUAUUGGUAUAAAAUUGUUUUUAAAUGUU
Molecule: messenger RNA, 2276 nt
Organism: Nannospalax galili (Upper Galilee mountains blind mole rat)
Lineage: Eukaryota; Metazoa; Chordata; Mammalia; Rodentia; Spalacidae
Gene: Suclg2
Product: succinate-CoA ligase GDP-forming beta subunit
Exons: 11
Coding region: 58-1362 (434 amino acids)
Biological process (GO): succinyl-CoA metabolic process; tricarboxylic acid cycle
Cellular component (GO): succinate-CoA ligase complex; mitochondrion
Molecular function (GO): metal ion binding; ATP binding; succinate-CoA ligase (GDP-forming) activity
Source: RefSeq, a predicted model, not a curated record